CACACACACACACACACACACAUGCAGACAUUGCAGACAUUGCAGAGCAAGCAUCUUCCUUCCACACUCCAUUACAAACCUUGUAAAGAAAACAAAAAGUCGAUGAACCGGGACUUGACCAGGCCAUUCACAUCCUUGAGAAAAACAAGCAAAGCAAACAAUCCGGUACAGAACAAAGGGGGGGCCAACAGGUUACAACCUGAACAGAGAGUACAUCCACUGCUCAUCAAGUGACUAGAACUUGAGACCUCCAGACUUUCCAGAUUCUCUCUCUCCUCCUUCUCCUCCCCCCCACCACCCCGCGCGCGGCAACCUGCGCUCUUCCUUCCAUGCCAUGAACAGCGCAUGCCUCACGAGGUGCCGCCCUCGCGCGCCCUCCUCCCGGCUGUUUAGUGCGCCAACCGCGUCUCAUCGCUUGCUUCGCCCUCUUGCAGCUCGGGACAGCCGUCCAUUUUCCGCCUCGCCCUUGCGGCCGAAGCACGACGGUGACCCGAGGUUCAGAGACCUAGGCAAACAGAUAUCGGACGAGUAUGCCGUCGUUAGAGAACACUAUGACACGCCAAAGAACCCCAUCGUCCUCGCCCACGGACUGAUGGGCUUCUCUGAGCUGCGCCUCGGUGCCUACGUCCCGCCAAUCCACUACUGGCGCGGCAUCUCCGACUCGCUAAGCACCCUCUCCGGCCCGUCCAACAUCAUCACCACCUCCGUCCCGCCCUCGGCGUCCAUCGAGGACCGCGCCGCCAAGCUGGCCGCCGACAUCGCCGCCAAAGCCGGCGGCCGCGCCGUCAACAUCGUGGCGCACUCCAUGGGCGGGCUCGACGCGCGCUACAUGAUUUCCCACCUCAAGCCGCGCGACGUCAAAGUGCUCAGCCUCGUCACCGUCGCGACGCCGCAUCGCGGGAGCGCGUUUGCGGAUUACUUGCUUGACGGGCAGGGACCCAUUAAGCUCGCAAAUUUGUAUGGUCUUAUUGAGCGUGCUGGGUUGGGGACGCAGGCUUUUGAGCAGCUUACACAGCGGUACAUGGAGGAGAAGUUUAAUCCUGCAACGCCGGACAGCGAUGAGGUGCGGUAUUUUAGUUACGGUGCGUGUACGGAUCGGCCGCCGCUGCUGAGUCCGUUUCGGCAGAGUCAUUGGGUUAUUGAGGAGGCCGAGGGUGCGAAUGAUGGGUUGGUGAGUGUCGCGAGUAGUCGGUGGGGGAAGUAUCAGGGUACGUUGCUGGACGUGAGCCACUUGGAUUUGAUUAAUUGGUCGAAUCGGCUCAAGUGGACAUUGAGGAAGGUAUGGAUGGGGCAGACGAGGACGUUCAAUGCUGUAGCGUUUUAUCUUGAUAUUGCGGACAUGUUGGCCAAGGAGGGGUUAUGAGGCGGCUGUUGUUGUAUGAGGUGUGAGAUGGACUCACUUUGAGAGUCAUGUAUAAUUAUGCUGGCUAUGACUGUAAUCUCUACUAUGAGCUGUAUAAGAGUAUGACAGGGGAAAGGGAUGGAAAUGGCGAGCAAUGGCGUUAUGGACUAGAUGAAGUAGACGUGUAAGUAUUGAGACGCAUUGUAACUUGUAGAUCGGAAAGAUACAACAGGGAGAGGAGUCGAGGACGCCCGUCACGAAAGCACAUGCAUGACCAAAGCGCCCCAGUUCAGAUGCUUCGUACUAGUAGAUUGUGUGCAUCGCAAAUACCAAGUUUCCCG
Colletotrichum godetiae is the source of this 1683-nucleotide messenger RNA. RefSeq names its product triacylglycerol lipase. The transcript has 2 exons. The record is from RefSeq and is a predicted model, not a curated record. NCBI's taxonomy places the organism in Eukaryota, Fungi, Ascomycota, Sordariomycetes, Glomerellales, Glomerellaceae. Gene Ontology annotation, biological process: lipid metabolic process. Bases 335 to 1363 code for a protein of 342 amino acids. Gene Ontology annotation, molecular function: triacylglycerol lipase activity.